AUGCAGUUUGUGUCAACACGGCCGCAGCCUCAGCAGCUGGGCAUCCAGGGCCUGGGGCUGGACAGCGGGAGCUGGAGCUGGGCCCAGGCUCUGCCCCCGGAGGAGGUCUGCCAUCAGGAGCCGGCGUUGCGCGGGGAAAUGGCCGAGGGAAUGCCGCCCAUACAGGCUCAAGAAUGGGACAUGGACGCCCGGCGGCCGAUGCCUUUUCAGUUCCCACCCUUUCCAGAUAGGGCACCUGUCUUCCCCGACCGCAUGAUGCGAGAGCCCCAGUUGCCCACAGCAGAGAUCUCACUCUGGACUGUGGUGGCUGCCAUUCAGGCUGUGGAGAGGAAGGUGGAUGCCCAGGCCAGCCAGCUGCUGAACCUGGAGGGGCGCACGGGGACAGCCGAGAAGAAGCUGGCCGACUGCGAAAAGACGGCCGUGGAAUUUGGGAACCACAUGGAGAGCAAGUGGGCCGUGCUGGGAACCCUGCUGCAGGAGUACGGGCUGCUGCAGAGGCGGCUGGAGAACUUGGAGAACCUGCUGCGCAACAGGAACUUCUGGGUCCUGCGGCUGCCCCCGGGCAGCAAGGGGGAGGCCCCCAAGGUUCCAGUGACUUUUGUCGACAUUGCUGUGUACUUCUCCGAGGAUGAGUGGAAGAACUUGGACGAAUGGCAGAAGGAGCUUUAUAACAACCUUGUGAAGGAGAACUACAAAACCCUCAUGUCCCUGGACGCCGAGGGCCCAGUCCCGAAGCCAGAUGCUCCGACCCAGCCUGAGCCCAGGGAAGAGCCUUGUGUGUGGGAGCAGCGCCACCCUGAAGAGAGAGAAAUCUCAAUGGAUCCUGAUGCAGGAGCAGAGCCCCUGGUGCCUGCGCAGGAUGCGCCUUCCCAGGUGAAGCGUGAGGACGCCCUAUGUGUCCGGGGUCAGCGGGGCCUGGAGGAAAGAGCCAUCCCCACGGAAUCCAUUACUGACUCCCCAAUUUCUGCCCAGGACCUCUUGUCCCGGAUUAAACAGGAGGAGCAUCAGUGCGUGUGGGAUCAGCAGGAUUUGGCAGACAGAGAUAUUCCCACGGAUCCCAAUUCAGAGUCUCUCAUCUCAGCACAUGACAUUUUGUCGUGGAUCAAGCAGGAGGAGCAGCCAUACCCAUGGGGACCACGUGACUCAAUGGACGGCGAGCUUGGAUUAGACUCUGGCCCUAGUGAGUAGUGCCUACCUGGGCCCCGGGGUUUCUCCUCUAGAGCUGUACAGCUGAGGCCUGGAGGAAGGCUGCUGCUCUUCUCAGCUCACCCCUCGUAGGGCGAUGUUCUGUUGAUGGCAGCCUUUCA
Molecule: messenger RNA, 1307 nt
Organism: Mandrillus leucophaeus (drill)
Lineage: Eukaryota; Metazoa; Chordata; Mammalia; Primates; Cercopithecidae
Gene: ZNF282
Product: zinc finger protein 282
Exons: 7
Coding region: 1-1188 (395 amino acids)
Biological process (GO): regulation of DNA-templated transcription
Source: RefSeq, a predicted model, not a curated record